AUGCGGUAUGUAGAACACCGUAUCCCAUCGGACACCGGCAUCAAUAAGGACGGUGAUAUUGAUGCACGUGCGUUUGGUAGCAUGGUGCAUACUGGCCUUGCACUGCAUUGGGAGGGCGCAUCACCAGAUGCCCUUUUCAAGAGUUUUACACCGGUCACAGUGCGCGAACGCUGCGCGGUGGCGAUGGUCAGCAGAUACGCCGAAACAUACCCGCACGAUUUAGAGCAAUAUGCGGUGGAAGCCAUCGAGGCACAGUUUGAUACCGAACGCUAUAAAGGGCAGGUGGAUGGUAUCAUCAUUGACAAGGCCACCGGCGAACGAAUGCUAUUAGAGCAUAAAACCGCACUGGUGAUAAACGAUGAAGCCUUUGCCACAUACCGUGAUAAACUGGCGAUGGACCUGCAAAUUCGCUUGUACUGCCAUGCGGUAGGCGUCAAAAAGGUGCUGUAUGAUGUACUUAAAAAGCCGUACAUCCGCAGACGCAAGGCCGAAACCGACGACGAAUUUGUGCAGCGUUACGCAGACGGCUGCACUUUUACACGGUUUGUGAUUGAUUUGACUGCCGACGAUAUUGCAGACGCUAUGGCCGAUGCAGAUGCCGUCUAUACAGCAGUAGAGGCAGGCCGCUUUUGCAAGUCGCGCAACAACUGCAACAUGGGCUUCAAAUGCGAUUACUUUGAUUUGUGCGCAGGCAAAAAGACCAUAGACGACUACACACUCAAGGAUGCAAAUUGCAUGGAGUUUGAGAAGUGGUACGAGGAAAGCUCACAAGCGCAACGUCGUAGAAAAAAGAUCGCCGAAUGCCAAGACAAGCUGACUGAGCUACGCUCACAGGAACGCGAUGCCAGGGAGCAGUAUAUGCGCGAGCGUGAACUCAUCACACGACGUGAUGUUUUGAUAUUCAUGCUGGAAGACCUGGACAACAUGGUGGGCGAUGUUGCAGCACAGGAGGAUUAA
Messenger RNA from Cylicocyclus nassatus, 957 nucleotides. The record is from the annotation of a GenBank genome assembly. Lineage: Eukaryota; Metazoa; Nematoda; Chromadorea; Rhabditida; Strongylidae.